CAUGGUUAGGAAGGAAGGCGGACAAGAAAGAAAAGCUGACCUAUCCACCCACAUACCGGUAUUAUUCUUGUAGCACCUGAAGGUUCACUAUGGCUCCCUCCCUCCCUUAUGGAUUUUUUUUUUUAACCAGGAUUGUCUCGGAGUUAUUUGGUUGGAUGGAAAUAGGACCGCACCAUCACACUCCCAACCAAGCUGGUAGUGGUUGAAGAGUCGUGACGUAUAAAAUCACCCCCCCUCCCACUGCCAUACUUGGCCCUCCAGUCGUUUCUUCGAUCUCUACAAUCGUAACUCCUUGGUCCAAGGCAGUGCCAUUCGUUUUUUCCUCUUUCCCACCACCUUCUUUCUGUUUCGUUUUGGUCCCUCUUUAAAAGUGCCAGCCACUAUCACUCGCUCAGUCCACUCACUGUCAUACAGAUAUUUCGAAUUUUUUUAUAUUUUCCCAGAUUCAAUCAUUGUUCACUGAUACUCACUCGUCUUCAGAGACCGAUCCUUACUUAUAAAUCAUAAUGCGAGCCGGAAGCGUGUUCACUAUCUUUGGGCUCAUCGCCCUACAGGGUGUAGCUGCGACGGUAAGCUCUGUAACAUGGUGGCGAUGGAGAGUUGAAUUGAUAACUGAUAUAUUUAACAUUCAGGGCUGGCGUGAAGAAGACCCCUACUCUUGCCCAACAAAUAUUAAAAACGAUUGUACAAAGGACGAAAGUGACGGCUUCGAUUGGGGCGACUUGCCAGCGGGUUCAUUCAGCAAUUACAAAGGUUACAGCUUCAAGGGUUGGUCCUGCACAACAAAGAAGAGCAAACGCAGCCUUGAGGGUAGAACAUUUAACGUAAAGACUGCCCACUCCUAACAUGCAUAAAAGGUGCGAAGCUAACAAAUUCUACAGAGUAAAUGUAUUGAGGCCAAUGUUAAGAAGGACGACUUUAGCAAUGAGAUUAGCUGCGACAAGUCUUUCUCCAUCGGUGAGAUCGAUGUUUCGGUUGAUGAGGAUACCGAGGUUGAAUUUCACUACGGCAUGCCCGAUGGCUCCACCUGUAAAACGGUGAGCAAGUGCAACAAGGACGGUAACACUGUCAAGAACGGCCAGUGUGGUGGUGCAAAGACUGUGAAGGUCAAGCUCCCCAAGAACUCCAACAGGGAUUCCUGCAAUCUCGGUUUCCACAAGGUCAAGUUCGAAUGUAAUACCGCUACGACCAGCGUUCCCGUCCCUACUACCACCAUCCCAUCAUGCGGUGGGCCCAACUGCUGCGAUGGAAAGCCUUGCCCAACCACCACUUCGUCCGUCUGCACUCCCGGAAAUGGCAAGGACUGUCCUUGCAGUGGAAAGAAUUGCCCAAGCAGCACUACCUCUGCUCCGGCUACAUACACCACCAGUUCUUGCGUUCCUGGUAAGGAUAAGGACUGCCCUCCCUGCGAUGGAAAGAACUGCCCAAGCAGCACUACCUCUGCUCCAGCUACAUAUACCACCAGUGCUUGCGUUCCUGGCAAAGACAAGGACUGCCCUCCCUGCUAUGGAAAGAACUGCCCAAGCAGCACUACCUCUGCUCCAGCUACAUAUACCACCAGUGCUUGCGUUCCUGGCAAGGAUAAGGACUGCCCUCCCUGUGAUGGAAAGAACUGCCCGGGCACAACCACAUCCGCCCCCGGAGCUCCGUCAAGCUGCGUCCCCGGUAUGGGAGGAAAGGACUGCCCAUCCAGCACCAUCGCCGUUCCUCCUGGAUCGACCUCGGUUCCUUGCAUUGGAUAUAACUGCCCUGGCACUACCACAUCUUCUCCUAAGGAAUAUUCAAGCUGCGUCCCUGGAAUGGGUGGGAAGGACUGCCCAUAUAGCACUGUCGUCGUUCCUCCCGGCAAGAACAGCACUACUCCUUCAGGAUCUGCAUCUACCACUGCUCCGGGUGUGAGCUCCGGAUACGGAGUUCCUACUCCGGGGAGUUCCACGCUCAAGGGUUCCGUAGCAGUCUCUUCCCCACCGCCAGCCGCUACCACCUCUGCAGCCCCUCUCCCACCAACCGAGUGCCCACCAACUCUCCCCCGCUGCCUCAAGACUUGGUUAUUCAUUACCAACUGCGACGAUACCGCUAAUGCCGCCUGCUUCUGCCCGCAUGCAGAGUUCGUCGUCAAGAUCUCCGAGUGUGUUCAGUCAUGGGGCAAGGACGACGCCGAUGUCAGCAAGUCUCUCGAAUAUUUCUUGGGUAUCUGCCAGCCGUACAUCCCUCAGAACCCUGCCAUCGCCACUUGUCUGCCACCAACCAUCACACUCUCUCCCCCACCGCCCAACGUCCCCGUCACCACCAUUGUUCAGACCAUCGCCACCGUUGUCCCUUGCCCGGUUACUACUAUCACCACCGGAUCUUCCCCCGGAUCGGUUGUUUCCUCCUCCACUUCCACCAAGACUCUUACCGUCACAAUUCCCCUCGUUAAGCUUAUCGUCACGGCCACCGAUGCCACCUUGGUCUACCCGACUGCUCCUGCUACCGUGCCGACAACUCAACCCCCCGCUGGACCUGGCUCUACCACCAAUGUCACUGCUGGUCCCACCACGCUCGUCACUUCGCCUGUCCCCGUGAGCACAAUCGCUGGUGUACCCAAGAAUGGAACCGCCCCGACCAACAUCAUUGUCUCGCCGGGAGCUGCGUCGGGUCUUUUCCCGGCUACGUUCGCCGCGGCUCUUGGUGCUGUCUUGGUCAUUGCUUUCCAGUUUUAG
Tuber aestivum (summer truffle) is the source of this 2702-nucleotide messenger RNA. NCBI's taxonomy places the organism in Eukaryota, Fungi, Ascomycota, Pezizomycetes, Pezizales, Tuberaceae. The record is from the annotation of a GenBank genome assembly.